CAAAAAGUUGUGUUCGUCUUUCUGGUUGGAAAGCUUUAUGCGUCUGGGGUUUACUCCUUGGGCUUUGGAAUGUUUCUUUAGGUGUGGAAGCUCUUUUGAUCAGUGCUCAAAGACAGCUUCCUGGAAGCGGACACGGAAGGAAAAGGCUACAUUGACUGCCAAAACGUCAUUUCCGUCGUUCGCAAAGCGCUGGGAAUAGCUCUCAACAACCAAGAAAGGGACAAAAUUCUGAAGAAAGCAGAAAUUCUCGCCGGAAGAGGUCAGCUAAGUGUCAAUGCUUUUAUCACUGUAAUGGCAGAUACAUUAACAGAGACAACACAGUGGGGCAACUUGAAGACAGAUGUUUCUGGUUAUGUUGGAAUUGAUACAUUACAAGAGCAAAUUCGGAAGAAAGUUUUGAAAAAAGGAUUUGAAUUCAAUAUUAUUGUUGUUGGAAGAAGUGGCCUUGGUAAAUCAACAUUGCUCAAUACUCUAUUUAAAGCCAGUGUAAGCCGACGGACAUGUGUCAAAAAUGAAGGUGAAGAAAAUGGAAUUUAUAAAAUUCCAAAAACUACAGAGGUCAAGUCUGUUAGCCAUGUUCUCGAGGAGAAAGGAAUUCGCUUGAGGCUAACAGUUACAGACACUCCAGGAUUUGGAGAUCAUAUUAAUAAUGAAAACUGCUGGUUACCCAUUCUUGACUACAUUAAUCAGCAAUAUGAAAAAUAUUUAAAUGAAGAACAAAGUGUUGCUCGAAAGAAAUACAUUCCUGACACCAGAGUUCAUUGUUGUUUAUAUUUCAUUCCACCUACUGGACAUUCAUUAACUCCAUUAGAUGCUGAAUUUAUGAAAAAAUUAGACAAAAUUGUGAAUAUUGUUCCUGUAAUUGCUAAGGCCGACACUCUUACAGUAGAUGAGAGGCUUGCAUUCAAGCAACGAAUUAAACAAGAUUUGGAAAGAAAUGGAAUAAAAAUUUACCCUAUCAGUGAACUUGAAGAAGAACCAGAAGAUAUUAUAUCCAAUAAUAAAAUUAGGGAAAUGAUUCCUUAUGCUGUAGUCGGAAGCAAUGUUCAACACCAAAUCAAUGGCAGAACCAUUUAUGGUAGGAAAACACAAUGGGGAACCGUAGAAGUUGAGAAUAGAGCUCAUUGUGAAUUUCCAGAUCUCAGGGAUAUGCUAAUAAGAACUCAUAUGCAAGACCUGGUGGAUGUGACUCGGCUAGUUCAUUAUGAAAAUUUCAGACAUCAGAGACUACGAUCCAAGGAUCGCCAUGUUAAUGGUUUGAAUGGACAGGUGGUAGAUAUUGAGCAAAUGAAUGAAAGUAGCUUAUAGAAAAUAUGCACUUUCGCGGAGCAUAUCAGCAUUUAAUCAUUUGUCCUUCUUCAAUUCUAACAGUACAAGGAAAACAAGCAUAUUCAUGUCAUAGAACUUGAUGAGUUGAGCAUAAAAUCUUGAUUACCCGAAAUAAUUACUAGAUAAUACUUCACAUUCAGAUUUCUAUUGCUUUAAAAAAAAUAACAUUCAAAAAAAUUCAAUGUUUCAAAUGACUUAAAAAUAAAAUUAAAUUAAAAUGCAGAUAAAUUGGCACCUGAUGUAGGCAUGCCUGCCUCUGGUAACCUUGGAGUAAAAUGGUUUACUUAUAUAAAAUAAAAUUAAAUGAAUCAAAUUCAAAAGUACAGAUACUGACAUCAGUUGAAUGAAGUUCUGGUAAAACGUUUUGGAUAAUCGAUGUUUUACUGUGUUUUGUAUUGAUUGUUCACCAUUCUGCUUUUAUCAUUGAUUUAUUUUUUAUUAGAAGCACAUGAUUAUCAUAAUUAUGAUCUGACAUUUUACACAAAGUGUAAAUAAAACUGAUCUUUUUUUUUUGCUGUAUUUUUCACAAUUUCAGAAACAUAAGAAACAAAUUGUACAAUCAAUAAGAAUUGUGUAUAUGAAUUAUGAUAAAAUGUAUUAUUAGCUAAUUGGCUAAAUAUGCAUUAUGAAUUCUUUUCAAGUGCCUUUUAAAAGUAUGAUUAUUUAUGAUGCAGUGAUGUUCUUACAUCUGUGCUUGUUGCAUAAAGGUUUUAAUUUUAAAAUUAAGUUACCAUCCUUGGCAUUUUCAGUAAUUUCCCUUGCAUGUUUGAAAAGCUGCAACAGGUUAAAUGACCGUCUCAUUCCACUUCUGAAUUUAUUCUGUUCAUCAGUGAUGGAUUGGGAUGAGUAAAGCAAAAGGCACUGUUCAAGAAAACCCAUUUCUCUCAAAACAAAACUACAAUUUUAAACUUAAUGCCUAUUAUGCAGCAAACAGAUGUAUAUAUGUGUGUAUAUAACACCUUAACUGGCAUUUUGCAUGUGAUAUAUUCCUUUUUUUAUUUGUGUCAUUUCAGAUGUGAUUUGUUUAUUGCUUCAUUUUAUUUUUAAGCAUUUAUUUUUAUUGUCAUUUUUAUCAAAACAAAAGAAAUAAAGUUUAAAA
Uloborus diversus is the source of this 2428-nucleotide messenger RNA. RefSeq names its product septin-9-like. Lineage: Eukaryota; Metazoa; Arthropoda; Arachnida; Araneae; Uloboridae. Gene Ontology annotation, molecular function: molecular adaptor activity; GTPase activity; GTP binding. The coding region runs from base 292 to 1308 and encodes 338 amino acids. The transcript is spliced from 10 exons. Gene Ontology annotation, biological process: cytoskeleton-dependent cytokinesis. Gene Ontology annotation, cellular component: septin complex; cell division site; septin ring. The record is from RefSeq and is a predicted model, not a curated record.